AUGACUAUUAUAGGCUGCACACUCUGGUCCUCAAAACCAAGGGACGCGUACGAUAUUGUACAGUCAAAGAUCAACGAUUUCAAGAAGAUUGACGAUUGGAACCUACAAAAACACGACGAGAUCCAUCAGGUCGAGGCUGCUUGGCUACGUGAGCAAAUCAUCACUCUUCUUGCAAAGGAAGGAGGACAGAAGCCUAGAGAAAUAUUAGUGGCGACGCACCAUGCACCGUGUGUAGCAGGCACUUCUCAUCCCGAUCAUAGCAGCAAUACGGGGACGGUGGCAUUCGCUACCGACCUCAUUACCCAAGAUGGUGCGCAAGAUGGCUUGGACCAUGUCAAAGUCUGGGCUUUUGGCCACACGCAUUAUUCCACCGACACGGUACGAAACGGUAUUCGGCUAGUCUCUAAUCAACGUGGCUAUGUGAUUCCCGGAAGUACCACUCCGAGAGCUGAGCAUCGGGAUGCGGGCGUUGGUUCUGGUUCUCGCAACUUUGAUAUUACCAUGACGGUUCCUUUGUAG
Molecule: messenger RNA, 519 nt
Organism: Metarhizium acridum CQMa 102
Lineage: Eukaryota; Fungi; Ascomycota; Sordariomycetes; Hypocreales; Clavicipitaceae
Source: RefSeq, a predicted model, not a curated record